Molecule: messenger RNA, 2389 nt
Organism: Oryzias latipes (Japanese medaka)
Lineage: Eukaryota; Metazoa; Chordata; Actinopteri; Beloniformes; Adrianichthyidae
Gene: acss1
Product: acyl-CoA synthetase short chain family member 1
Cellular component (GO): mitochondrion
Molecular function (GO): AMP binding; acetyl-CoA synthetase activity
Source: RefSeq, a predicted model, not a curated record
ACUCCUUCCAGCUCUUCCUCUCAGACUUUUCAAGAUUUUGACCCAAAACACGCGCAAAGCAUCUGACCCAAACUUUUUCCUGGGCGGAAAUGGUUUGUGCACAUGAUCUGAACGCUGCAGAUGACUUUCACUAGCGCGAUCAUGUGGCUUCCGUCCAGAUUCUCUUUCAAGUUUUCAGUUUCUGCCUUGAGACGUGGCGUCCCGCCGUCUUAUCCCCAUGUUGUGCGUCGAGGCGGCUGCAACACCGCGGCGUUCAUGCCGGAGGCUGCGGGCUUCGAGGGAGUGUCAGGCCGCGCUGCGUUGCAGGAGUUCUCGGUCUCCAACAGCGAGGACUUCUGGGCAGCUGUGGCCCGCCACAGGCUGAGCUGGAUGCAGCCUUUCCACACGGUGCAGGACUGUGACCUGAGCCGAGGCAGGAUCAAGUGGUUCCAGGGAGGAAUGUUGAACGUGUCGGUGAACUGUUUGGACCGCCAGGUGCACAUCCGUCCAGAGAGGGUGGCGUUGAUCUGGGAGAGGGAUGAGAGGGGGUCAGAGGUCAGGUACACCUACAGAGAACUCCUGGAGAUGACCUGUCGCGUGGGCAACCUGCUGAAGCGUCAUGGAGUCCGGAAGGGGGACUGCGUCACCAUCUACAUGCCAACCUGUCCUUUGGCUGUGGCGUCCAUGUUGGCCUGCGCCCGCAUUGGUGCAGCGCACAACGUGGUGUUCGCAGGCUUCAGUGCAGACGCCCUUGCAGAGCGGAUCAGAGAUGCCCAGUCCAGUAUUGUCAUCACUAUGAACCAGGGGGUCAGGGGGGGCAAAGUCACAGAGCUGAAGAAGACUGUGGAUACGGCGGUGCAAAGCUGUCCGACAGUGCGGCACGUGUUUGUUGCCAUGAGAACAGAAACGUUGGUGCCCAUGACAGACAGAGACGUCCUCAUGGAUGAGGAGAUGCUGAAGGAGGACGUGGUGUGUGAACCAGCAGCCAUGAACAGCGAGGAUGUCUUGUUCUUGCUGUACACGUCAGGCAGCACGGGGAAGCCCAAAGGCCUCGUUCACACUCAGGCUGGAUACCUGCUGUACGCCGCUCUCACCCAGCGGUAUGUCUUCAGCUAUCAUGAUGGGGAUGUGUUCGGCUGUGUGGCAGACAUCGGCUGGAUAACAGGACACAGUUACAUUGUCUAUGGACCUCUGGCCAAUGGGGCAACUACAGUCCUGUUUGAGAGCACCCCUGUUUACCCUGACCCAGGAAGAUACUGGGAAACGGUGGAGAGGCUGAAGAUCAACCAGUUCUACGGGGCCCCCACUGCCAUCCGCCUCCUUCUCAAAUAUGGAGACCAGUGGGUGAACAAAUAUGACCGCUCCUCCCUCAAGACUCUGGGAUCUGUUGGGGAGCCCAUCAACACCGAAGCGUGGGAGUGGUACCAUCGGGUCGUUGGGGAGGGACGAUGUCCUGUGGUGGACACCUGGUGGCAAACUGAAACAGGUGGCAUCUGUAUUGCCCCAAAGCCAUCAGAACCAGAUGAAGAGAUUGUUCCAGGAAUGGCCAUGAGACCUUUCUUUGGGAUAAAGCCAGUUCUCAUGGACACUGAGGGGAAGGUGCUGACCGCCAACAACACAUCUGGAGCUCUGUGUAUAGCGCAGCCUUGGCCUGGAAUGGCUAGAACUAUUCACAAUAACCACGAGAGAUUCAUUGAAACUUACUGUCAGCCUUAUCCUGGUUACUUUUUCACGGGUGAUGGUGCGUACCGUUCUCCAAAGGGAUACUACCAGAUCACAGGGCGUCUAGAUGAUGUCAUCAAUGUGAGCGGUCACAGAAUUGGGACAGCUGAGAUUGAAGACGUGGUUAAUCAGUGUUCUGCUGUGGCAGAAUCUGCGGUCAUCGGAUACUCGCAUGACAUCAAAGGACAAGGAAUUUAUGCUUUUGUGGUGUUAAAGAAAAAUAUGAAGAUUAAAGAGGAGGAUUUGUACAAGCAGCUGAACAGCGUGGUGUCUGAAAAAAUUGCCAAGUACGCUUGUCCGGACUUCAUUUUGCUCGUCAAGCGUCUCCCUAAAACCCGCUCGGGAAAGAUUAUGCGCCGGGUGCUGCGCAAAGUUGUGGAGAGCGACCUGGACAGUUUGGGAGACCUGAGCACCCUGGAUGAUCCUGCAGCGGUUCAGGAGAUCAUCGAAGGCCACUCCAAGAUCUCCAUGAAGUGAUGGUCACAGGAACAAGUUCUACUGAAGGAUGUGAAAGUUACUCCCUUCUACACCGCUUGUGCCUUUGUUUUUUUUUAUAGAAAAAAAAAAAGGUUUUUAACUGUGAAAUAUUUUAGUAUUAAUUACAUAUAUUAAAACUUUAUGUAAGUAAUUGUUUAAAAACACAAAUCAACACUUUUUUUGUAGAAAUAAAUCAAAAAAUGUUCACAUG